CACUGUCGGCCCCCGACUUUUGAGCUGUUAAUAAGGUGUUCUGUCGCAGUUCUUCGUGCACACUGCACACAUGAAAAGAAUGACACAUUGACCGGAUGCACUGGAUGAUUAUGGUGGGAUCAUAUGAGCAUUCCUCUCUAAGUGAUGUGUGAAUAAAACUCUGUGGAAGAACUACCUGUACUUGCAAAGAUGAUGGAGGGUGGUGGACGGAUGGGGCGGAACCUCCGAGGUAGAUGGGAGGCGUUCAUCUCCCUCACCACCAGUGAGGAGACAGAGGCUGCUCAGAAGGAAAAGCAUCUGCGGUUGGAGGAUUUCCUGCAUGCCUUUCUGUUGAUGUCGGCCAACCCAGCCAUUGACAGGGAAGACCUUGUCAACUUCUGCGGUGACAUUCACAGUGUCUUCAACAUCCUGGUCCGUCAGUUCAUGGCGGACAUCCAGGAGCUGGCUCCCACGCACCCCAGUGACCCUCCCAACCAUGCCAGCCCGCCGUGCUCACCAGCUGCGCCGAGUCCCCUUAUGGAGUUCCUCUUGCAUGGCCGGGGCUGGCUGGUCCUGAAUGCGUUGUGCAACCUCUCAAGCCAGGCACUUGACUUCAGCCCUGACUUUGUGUGUCUCUUGGUCCAGUUCAUCGAGGAGGCUAUGUAUUUGCCUGUUCGUGGCAGUCAUAAAGAUCACCGUGUCAAUAUUCCAAGGCUUGAUGCCUGCAUCCUGAAGAGGAACUUUUCCAAGAAGAGUCUCAUGUCUAUUGGCUUUGCCAAUUCACGCAGGUCAACGUUCAGGGGCCAUACCCUUUCCAACCCACCAUCUCCUGUCAGGUUUCAGUCUUACCAGGGAAGCCCUCUAUCCUGCAGGAGGAGCAGCAAGGAUGCCACGGAUUCUUCUGACUCGGACAGUGGGACCAAGACAGGCGAUCGUAAAUCCUCAAAGAGGUCGGGCAGUGAUUCAACGCCGAGGCAUGUCUACUCAAAGCAGGCGCCCCUGCCCAAGGCAGCCCUCUUAGGUGAAGUGCGAAUCGUGGACUGGAAACUGAGCGUAGAGGACAGCUGUAGCAAUGUGAGCAGCGUCGACGUCGACGCCUUUGACCUCUGCCUUGUGCUGCUGUCCCUCUUAGAAAGGCUUUGUACCAGCGAGGUCAUGCACUCCAGCAAGAGGAAUACCCUAGCCCUUUUCCUGGCUCCUAAGCUCACCCACCUGCUGACCAUUAUGAAUAGUCAUGCUUCUGAAGCCAAGACUAAGGAGCUGAGUGGUUUGGAGUCGCAGAGCCACAGGUGGUCAGAGGAUCUGAUUUGCUCGCUGCAGAGAAUAGUGUUGCGCAUCGUGGUCAGCCUCUGCAUGUACAGCUGCACUCAGCAUUACGAAGCACCCAAACUGGCGUCUAACGGUAUACUGUUCACGCUGCUGCAGUUGGUCAAGACUGUCAGGCAAAAGACAGAGAAACCCACAGGGGUUGUGGAUGUGCAAACAGAGGGUUCAGCGGCCACCAAAACAUCUAAUGCUGGUUCAACUGACAAUCAUGAAGCACAGCCUGACGUCAAUGGUGGCAGUCCCCAUAAUGGACCGCAUGCAUUGCGGCCGGAUGCAUGGUCGCAGUUGACUCUGAACAAUUUGCACUAUGUUGGUGAAAUACUGCUUGGUGUUGUCUUACUGCUGAUUGGUGUCAUGCACAGCUGUUGCGACAAUCAGAUUGUGGUCACCCAUGCCAUGGCACUGCUGAACGAGUUUGCCACGAAUGCCGGCUAUACUGUCACUGAGUCUUUUCUCACCUUUGUGGAUGAGAAGAUAAGACAUCUUGGGGAAGACGCUCAGGAGUCACAGAAACUUAAAGACUGCAUCAUCAGCCUCUUAUGCAGUUUGGCCAAACUGCUUAUAGCUACCAAGAGAGCUAAACUGGAGUAUGUCCAUAAAUUUCAGUGUUUAAAACGAACCCACAAUACCUGUGACUAUACACACUACACCCACCACCACCACAGCAUGUUCGGCAUCUCACAUAGUGCCUAUGAGGAUGAAAGGCUGCUACAUCCUCGGCCCAAGAGCCUUUCCAAGGUAGGUGCUGACAACAGCUUGUUUAGAGCUCGGCGCUCCAAAUGCUGCAUUGCAGUCAUCGUGGAGAUGCUGUUGGGACUUCUGGAGAAGGUGCAUUACAAGGGUACGACUGUGCGGAUCCUGUUUGCACUUGAGCAGGGUGGUGUCUGCUGCUGUCUUCUGCCCAAGCUCAUCAUUUCCAUCUUCCUGAGAAGCCUCAAGGAACAGCCGGUUGCCAUGAGGAGCUACCUCCUCAGUGUCUUGAGCAAGCUGAUCCUUGAGCAGCUCGGAGGUGGCGAGCGAUCGGAAGGAGUUGUGCAGGGUAUCUGUGAGGAGUGCUCCAGCCAGGAUCUCCGCUCCCUUUCUCCAACGGUGACAGGGACAAAAAUCGCUGACCAUUACAUGUCUAGUGACAGUGCCAUCUGCAGUGACGGGAGCCAGCAUGAUGAGGACAUCCGGUCAGUCAGAUGGAGGGUGCUGGAAAUGUACACACCACUGCUUAUGAGUCACGAUGAAGUCCUUAGCCAGCAGAUUUCAGGCCAUCUUCUCCAUCUUGUGAGGCACAGUAAUAUGGUUGUCAAGGAGGAACUGUACUUCAAUGUCAUCCUAUCAUGUUUCCGACAUAGCAACGCUGACGCCAUUGACGGCCUGUCAAAUCUUCCCUGUUUCACAUCACCACCUGUACUCGAGCACAUCUUCUGUGCCCUUCCAUAUCUCUUAAAUACACUUUCAGCACAAGUGGAGUUUCUACAUGAAGGGGGUUUGACACAGCUUAUGCAACUCCUGGACAUGCAUGCCACUCGGUUGCACGUACUUAGAGUGUUUGAGGUACUAAUAUUGUCUGAGGAGAGCCAAGGUGCCUUCCUCAAGAACCGUUGUCGGUCGGACACCAGAGAUAGUGCAGUUAGCACAGACACGCUGAGUGAAAGUGGGGAAACCUGCAAUGUUGUCCAAGACUUUGUGAAAAUUGUCUGCACCGUAUUGCCGUACAAACUGCCUGAGCUAAAGAAAGCCGUCAGCACUCCAGCAGAUAGUAACGAGUCAGACGAGGACUGGUUACAGUCCUGCGAAGUUAUUGAGGAUCCCAUCGAACGGGUUUACCGCAGCACUCAGAACAGAAGCCUUAUUGAGGAAGGCAAAGUGGCCUUUGCAGAGAGUCUGGAUACUAUCAAAGAAGUUGAGAGCAGUCAAGAGAAUGGUGACAGCUUUGAGGAGAUGCUGCUGAUGCCCGAUCAGCUCAGCAAGCUGAGUGAAACGACCCUGGCCAAGGCCGCCGAUGUCUGGCGGAUCAAUGGGAACUUGCUCCUCCAAAGCGCCAGCUACAAGCUGCAGUUCCUCCAGCAGGAGGGGGACAUCUUGGCCAUGUUGCUCCUCAAAGAAGCCCUGGUGGGUCUGGCCAAGACAUGGAAGAUGUGUGAAGGGCUCCCUGUCACCUGGUCCCCCUCCAGAGACAGCGUGACAAGGCUACGCACUGAAUCCGAGUACAAGGCAGCUCCAGUGAAUGUGUUUCAGGUCAUAUUGGAUAUCGCUGGGUCGCUGCUCAGGAUCUGUCUGACACUGCAAGGAAGAGUGGAGGGUCAAGUCAUACCCAAAUUCCUUGAGAACUGCAAGGGGAUUUUGAAACAGUCUGGGAUUCUGCAGUCAGCAUUGGGAAGGCCUGUUGCUGAGAUGCUCCUAAAGGUUGCCCAGAUGCAGGUGUAUGUCCAUCCUGGGACCCAUGGCUACAGCAUCACCACCAAGGACUAUCCGGAUAGUACAUGUAGUGGAGAAGACAUGCUGCAUUGGAAUCCGGAGGAGUUGCAAGAAGCUGUCUCCAGUGACAGCCAAAGUGAAGUUAGUGAUAUGUUGAGCACUGAGGAAGGGUAUGAGGCUGACAGUGAGAGGGAGAAAGAAGGCAUUCAUUCCGGUGACAGCCAAGGUGAGGUGGAUCUUGACCGGGCGGAGUUGACGAUGAGCCAGCACACCCUCCUGCACCCUCAGGUCUGCUUGCUGCUGCUGGAGCUGCUGGAAGGCACCAACAAUAAUGAAGACAGCGAUGCCAGGGAGUUUCCGGCUGAGGUGGCCUGCUACAGCAUCAAGCAGAUUAUUGCCAUCGCCCGCAGCAGCCAGGCCAGCCAGAACAGCCUGUACCACUGCGGGCUGCCUAAGGUGACGUUGCAGAACUACCGCAGGACAGUGUCGUCAGCUGAGAGGGUGCUGCUCCUGGAACUUUUUGCUGUGCUGGUGCAACACAAUCUAGCCACUUCAGAAUUAAGAGAGUUCCUGCAGCUUUUUCCCACUGGUCAACCAUUCAUGGAUGAAGAUCUGCUGUGCACGCUGCUGACCAUCGUUGACAACACGCCUUCCCUGCCCUCCCACAUCCUCAGCUUCCCCAUCGUCAAGCCCCUCUCCGAGACGCUCAUCGGCAGCGAGACCCACUCUAGCAGCAGUACUGCUUCGACAAUCACCGAUGUCAAAGCUGGCCGACCUGACCAGGCGACACCGCCAUCUGCGGCAGAGGCAAAGGAAGACAAGGAACGGCAGUCCGCGUCGGAGCCCGUCCAAGUCCGGCUGGGGGUCAGCCGGUCACCCUGGUACAUUGCCCCCGUCCAGCUGCCUGUCCGCACCAACCUGCCCUGGCCCCCAACGGGGAAGGGGUUCUUCAUUGCUGCAUGGCUAAAGGUGGAUGAGCUGAGUAUGCUCAGUCGACUCCAUGCAGUGCCGGGGUUCAGGAGAAGAAAGAGUGUGCACCGACAGGCCUCAGUGAAGCUGACUGAAGAAGAGAUAAUGGACCAGGAAUUGCUUUAUGGGAAGAAGCCUCAACGCAAGGAGUCGAUCACACGGCCACCGGCGCUACAACGGGUUGGGCUUCACCUCUUCUCUGUCGGCAACCGGGACUUGAUGAUGCAGGUGUGGGUGGAAGCCAGGACCUGCAGAUUGACCAUAAGAUUAACUCACUUUUUGUCAGGGAAUGACCACGUGGUGCUACAUGAGAAAACAUGCUCUCUCCUGUCUCUGAGUGUCUGGCAGCACCUCACGUUGGGAUAUGAAGAGAAGGCCGAGGGUUCAACGCGAACUGGAAUGAUUACCGUGAUCAUAAACGGACAGCUACAGAGGGACUUCCUUGUGGAGUACAACAGUCCUGUCCAGGCCAAAUCUGGCCAGUCACCGGUGCCCUACUGCCUGUUGGGACACUGUGUGCAGGAAGGCACAGAUACCAACUUGCCUCACGGAUCCUGGCAGCUCGGCAACGUCAUGCUGUUCAAUGAUGCCCGUGUUUUAAAUCAGGAAGUAGCUUUCCACCUGUACAGCAUGGGUCCCGACUGUCUGACCGUCAGCCUCUGUGAGGGCAGCAAGCAGGGUCAGCUGUACAGCCAGCACAUCACGCAGGACAUUCUCCAGUCGGCGAUCAGCUGUGAGAUAAUGUCAGGUGACCGGGAGGUGGAGCUGAGAUCUGCCCGGGAGUCGCUGGUGAUUACCUACUCACCAGGCAACAAGGACGUCUACUGCCAUUAUGAGCCGGUGGGCAAUUCCAGCGGCCCCUUGGGGCGCGUGCUGGGCGGUUCCUCCAGGAGCUAUCCCAACGCUCUCCUGCAGUGCCCUGCCACCCUCGGAGCGGCUCUCCUCUGCACCCUCACCCCCCACUCCCACUGCGGCCUGCUGCAGGCCAUCAAGGAGAGCGGGGGAAUUGGCGUUUUUGUCUUCCUCUUUGCUAAGAUCGUUGAGAAGUCCAGCAGCAAGACCGUCCAGGCCAAGGCCCUCAAACUGAUCAUGAGGUUGCGGUCCUGCAGUCAUGCCCUGGCAGCCGAGUUCAACAACAUGAUGGCUGCCUCCAUGAUCGCCAAGGUCCUGGUCACCCCCAAGUGCAUUGUGGGAUUUGAGAUGUUGAGGGUCAUGCUGGAAGCCUGCCUCACCAAACCUGUCCUGUACCGCUGCUCUCACUCCAACGAGUACCGGCUGCACCGCGACACACAGGCCAUCAUCCAGGACACCAGUCUGGUCUCCCAGCUCCUGCUGGCCUGGCGCAUCUGGGAGAAGGCGGAGGCAGGCGUUCUUCCCAUGCUGUUCCGCGUGAUGGAGUCGCUGAUUCACGCCGACCACCCGUACCAGGCGUUCAACAUCACGCAGCUGCUCAGCAUCCGUGGUGUCCAACGGCUGCUCAUGAUCUGCAAGGAACGUCACCAUGAGGAUCUGCCCAGUCUUACCCCGCUGACCUGCUCCUCGGUAGUGUCCAUCAUCAAGGGCCUGAUGGGUCAGCCACCAGACAUCAACCUCCUGGCCGAGGUGUGCGACUUCCUGUUGGCCAUCCAUCCAGCGGUCAACACGUUCGUCUGCCAUGCCCAGUCCAGCUUCUACUUCUCCCAUCACUCCUUUGUACAGCAGAAAGCCAAACAGAAACUACUCCAAAAGAUGUCGAGUCUUGACGAUUCGUCUGACCAGUCUGAGACAAGCUCAGAGACUGCUAAAUUCUACCUCCCGUCAGUAGAUCUUAGUAUCUCAGAAAUGAACCAUAAUCGCCAAAAGGUGGCUGCAACCCCUGAUAGAGAGAAUGAUGAAAAUGCGGCAAAAGUGAAGAGUCAGGGUCCCUUUGGAUCUCCGGGUGCCAGUGACUGGGAUGAGGACAGGGUGUCAGACAUGAGCGGUCUGUGCUCUGGACUGCUCAAUCUUCUGUCUGAGGCUUUAGUAGUGCUGCCCGACUCCAGUCUGUCCAAGGUUCUGGGCAUCGUCAUCAAACCAGAGACACUCAUAGUGCUGGCCCACCACGACUCUCCUCUGAUCCGGACACGAGUCAUACAGCUUCUAGAUGUGUUCUUCCACCGUGCCAGCUCGGCCCAGAUUGAGACAUUCCUGAAGCGGAAGAGCUUCCACCUCUUGGCCAACCAGCUACAUCAGUACCCAGCCACCAGGGAGCUGAUGGAGGCAUGUCUGACCAUCACCGUGGGCAAGCCGGUCGAUCUGGAACAAGGUGUGGAGUUGAUGUUACUGCAGGAGGCCGACCGCUUCCAACAUGUCUCCUCAGUGCUGCUCAUGUCCCUCCUAGAGAACGCGGUCCACGACUUUUCUCUUUGCCACAAUGGGAUAUGCAUAGCCAACCAGUUGUUUGAAGGUGUUGAAAGUAUAGCCCAUGUGAUGCUCGUCAACGGCCUGGUGGAGACCUUGUGUAAUGUGUUGUCUGCAGUAUGCAGCAGGGCGUCCGCCGUCGGUAUCACGGGGAAGCCCAACAGGCAGCGGGCAGCUUCGCCCAAGGGCAGCACGAGGUCCAGUGACAGCCCGGAGGAUAUCACUGGCAGGGAAAAAACAAAAACCACUCUGGAGGAUUCAAGCAGGACAGACGAGGGAACUCCAAGCAAGGACGCUAACAUUGGUUGUGAGGGGUCUCCAAAUGGAAGUGAGACCCUGAACCCAGAAGUUGAUGGAGGAGUGGGUCUAAGAACGCUCGGAAAUGAGACAGGGGCUGGCAUUGCACAGCCGGCAAAGGUCAAUGGGUUUAUGGGAAGCAAUCUCGAGGAACCAGACUUAAUCACACUACCCCGGGAAGAAUCCACCCCAUCCCUGGGUGGCAGUGAUGUUGACUCAGGUGAUGUGGACACUGAUGGAUGGGACGGAGGAGAUGAUGCGAGCAGCGUGUCCAAGGAUCCACUUCCACGGUUACCCGAUAGAUUAUCGGAAACAGUGCAGAUUCUCAUCAAGGAUAUACAUCACUUCAUGGCCUGCAUUGCUAAUCAUGUCUUUAGUUCUGUCAGCCAGUUUGACUACUUUGAAAACAUGAUGCUGCUCCUCGGUGGAAUGGAGGAGAAGCUAAGAAAGAGGCACGGCCCGAGCUCUGUGAUCCCAGAUAUCGUGUACGACACCCAGUGCUACAUUGUCAAAGAGGUCCUGGACCACUUCAGGGCCACUUCCAUGUCUGUCGACUCGGCUGUCACCAAAGGCAAGAAAGCCAUGACCUUGCAGAGGAGUGUCAGCUACUCAGAGCGCAAGUAUGAGGAAUACAAAUGGAAACGGCGCAAUUCUUCCGAUUCAGAGGCCAAAGGCUCAAGGGGGCGCUUUGCAUCCACUAGCAGCAUUACCACUGAGUUUGGUAUGUCCCUCAUUUCGGAGUCCAAUUUGGACGACACAAUGUCAUUAAGCUCUGAGCAGGAACAGCUGUCUGAUUUUUGCCUGCAGGCAGAAGAUCGCCGGUACUCGUCACAGCUGGACACCAUCCUCAGAAUGCAGAGGGUGCAUGCGUCUUCAACGUCCAGCCGGGUACCAAGUCGGAAGAAGACCCCGGAGCUGGCAGGGGAGCAACUCCUGGCCAAACGUUUCCAGAGAAUCUGCCUGCUGACUGUCAAUCUAGUGGUCCAGAGAGAUCCCUCUUGCGUGAAUCUCGUCAAGUCAACAGCUUUGGGAAGCCCAGAAGACGGCUUCAUUCAGGCGGUGGAUCCAACAUUUAUUCAGCUGGCCAAGCAGCUGUUCCAUUUCCUUACCGAUGCUCUGGCUGCAACCAUGGAGAGGAAACUGGGCCAGCGCAAGCAGUGGGAGAGCAUCCUGUGGUCAUCGCGCGACACGCUGCGUCUGCAACUGCACCGCCUCCUGGUUCACAUGAUGGCGCCCUGGCAGUCCACGCCCAUCAGGGUCUACAUGCUGCAGAUUGCUUGCAUCCCCAGGGCCAACCACAUACUCCAGACAGUGCUCAACUCUAACCUGCAGCAACACCUGGGUAAGUUUGAGCUGUUCCUGUUCGACCUCCUGCGGAACCACUCGCAGCUGACGGAGGCCAACCUGGUGCUGUGCCAACAGCUGAUGGACCUGCUGGAGAUAUGCGGCUUCCAUCCGCUGUACGAGGAAGACAUGGACGUGACCACGCAGGACAGGGUCAAGAUCGAACUUGAGAAGAUGAUAACCGAGGAGCAGUCAUCGCAGGAGGCACACAUCAAACAGCGGUUGGAUGGUGCUGUCAGUGCGUGGUCCAAGCUCGACCCAUUUGCCAAAGAGGUUGCCAACUCGGCCAUGGAGGUCACACAGUUGGUGACUGCCUACCAGAAUGGCCAGCGGAUACGCUUCCUGGAGUUCUUGAGGAGCACCAUCGCCAGCUCCCUCGAUGUCAGGUCAGCUUGGCAGGACCUGAUCCAGAGCCUGACUCAUGAAAGAGCUGUCUGGUAUGAUCCCCAGACCUACCCCUCCUCCUGGCAGCUGGACCCCACCGAGGGGCCAGGCCGAGUCCGUCGCCGCCUCCAGCGUUGUCACCUGGGCAUCCCCAACAAGUUCCUCCUCCCCCAGUGGCAGGAGAGGCACCCGCCGCAGUCCACCAAGCCCCUGGACUAUCUCUUCGAGGACAGCGUGCAGUCAUCCAACUCCUCAGAGUUCAAGAGGAGACUACAGAAGAACGAAAAGAUAAGUAAUGCUUUCUUCUGCAAGUUGGUGACUCCUGCAUCGGUAAACACGGGUGAUCUCUUGCAAGGUGUCAACAGCAUGUAUUUUGUCAGUGAGGAAAUGCCUGAUAGCAGCCACGCCCAGGUCAACCCCUUUGACCGUGACAUGAUGACCAUCUCCUGGCUCUAUGUGGACAUCAAGGAGCUGCACCUGCGCUGGUACCAGCUCCGAGACAACGCCCUGGAGAUUUUCCUGGUCAACGGGCAGACGUUGCUGCUGGCAUUUGAGAACACGAGGGAGAGAGACACGCUGUACCAGCAGAUCAAGUCCUGCGACCUGCCCAACCUGGUCGAGGUGGACGACAUCUCGGACGUGACCCAGGCCUGGCGGCUGGGCCAGAUGACCAACUACGAGUACCUGACCCAGCUCAACAAGCUGGCCGGCCGCUCCUUCAACGACCUCAUGCAGUAUCCGGUCUUCCCCUUUGUGCUGAGUGACUACACCAGUAGAAUCCUAGACCUGGAGAACCCUAAUUCGUACAGAGACCUGACGAAACCAGUGGCCGUCCAAUCCCAAGCGAUGGAAAAUCGUUACAAGGAAAAUUACAAGUUCCUGAAGGAGGAAUACCAGAAGCUGAAGGGUCUCCGCAUGGGGCAGACCAUGUUCUGGACCAAGCCCUACCACUACGGCUCCCAUUACUCCAACAGCGGCACGGUGCUGCAGUACCUGGUCCGCCUGCCUCCCUUCACCAAGAUGUUCCUUCAUUAUCAGGAUAACCACUUUGAUUUGCCAGACCGUACAUUCCAUUGCGUGGAUACCUCAUGGAGGCUGUCGUCUUACCAGUCCAGCACCGAUGUCAAGGAACUCAUUCCCGAGUUCUUCUUCCUGCCAGAGUUUCUUGUCAACAAUGAAGGCUACAACUUUGGCAUCCGUCAGUCCGGGGCCCACGUCGAUGAUGUAAUUCUACCACCUUGGGCCAAUGGCAGUGCACGACUCUUUGUCUUGAUCCACCGUCAGGCCCUGGAGUCGGUCUACGCCUCCAAGUUCCUGCAUGCCUGGGUGGACCUGGUAUUUGGGGUCAAACAGCAGGGGUCGCUGGCCGUGGAUUCCAUCAACGUCUUCCACCCUGCAACGUACUUUGGCAUCGACACCACUGCCAUCAAGGAUCCUGUCAAGCAGCGAGCCGUGGAGACGAUGAUCAAGACCUACGGCCAGACCCCCAAGCAGCUCUUUGUCAACUACCACCCCUCCCGCGUGGAGCACGACAGCUUUGUCCCCGACAACUUUGCCAUCGGCUCUGUGGGCAUUCUGGCUGGCCUGAGCCAACGGCCGCCCACCAAGGCCAACACGGGCCCCGAGGCCAGCAACAUACUGGCACCUGUAAACACAGUCAAGGGCAUGAGAUGGGGCAACUACCUCGGCUCGGCAUCGGGACCUGAUCCGGUGAUCCGAUACAAGAAGCACUUUCCGGUUCCCCUGACCACGCUGAUCCCAUUGCCCACGGGCGACGUCUGUGGGGUGGCGCAACACCUGUGCCUGCUCUUGAUGUACAGUAAAGAGAGAGGGGUGAGCAGCAUGAAUGCGGUCGACAUCAAGUGGUCAGGAAUCGUCAGCUGGGGCCACCCAGAUGCCAUCCUGAGGGUACAAAUAAGGCGCAAGUCCCUCCCUUUGAACCUCCUGCAUGCCACACCCACAGAUAAGAUCACGUGUUGCAGCUCGGUGUCUGACUGCAGACUUCUUUUCAUCGGUGCAAUGUCAGGCAUAAUCACAGCGUAUCCAACCCGCUACAACCCAGACAAGCAAUGCAACAUCGAGGUUGUAGGUGCGGCUGUUCAGCUCUUCGGCCACACAGCCUGCAUCAACAGUCUCUGUGUCAGCCGGGCCUACAGCAUCAUGGUCAGUUCUAGUCAGGACGGUACCUGCAUCAUCUGGGACCUUAACAGACUAUGUUACAUCCGAGCGCUCUGUGAUGGCGAUGUUUACCGUGACGCCAAUGGUGUAACGGCUGUGACAGUCAGUGAUGUGUCUGGUGACAUUGCAAUAUCCACAGGAAUGGCUGAUGGAGGCAGUAGUGUCAGCCUAUGGACCAUCAACACUAGCCUCGUUUCCAGACGACUCUGCGACAGCGAAGUCCACUGCUUAGCAUUCUCCAAUGCCCCUGAGGGCAUUGCCGUUAACUCGCUGGUGGCCGGCUGCGAAGAUGGAGUCAUCAGGUUCUGGAGUACGAUUGAUCUUACACCAAUCCGAGUGCUCGUUGGCAACACGCACAGCCCCAUUAUCAGUCUUGCCUUCACCAACGACUCCCAGUACCUGGUGGCUAGUAAUCAGGACGGCCUGGUGGUGACGUGGGGCAACAAAGAGGGCAGCCGCAGGGCCCCCAAGAUGGAGGCCUUCCUCGACAUCGGGAAGAUCCGGAAUCCUGGGAACAACAAAAUCAGCUCCCUUGGGAGUCCUUGAAAGAAAAGCCUCACAGGGUCGGGGCGAGGGUGUCAUUGAUGACAAAGCAGCUCGUUUGGGAAUUGUAAGGUAAUUGUGACAGGUGCGGGCAGAUUGUAAAUGAUAGAUCUAGUUUUUGGUUCUGAUGACGGUUUUUAUCUUGUCCCAGUACUAAGAUUAAUUUUCCUCCCGAGGGCAAUAACUGAUUGCUGUUUAGAUGGCUUUUAUUUUUAAUAGGUUAGUCAUUUUGGUUACCCACAUGUAGAAGUUACUUUGGCUGAGAUUUCAAUUAGAUUGGAGUCUCUUUCUCGUUCUUUCUUUUUGGUUUGAUGUGUAGGAUUACCUGUUUCUACAUCAGGUUCAAGUAUAUCCGGAUAAUUUCUCAAUAAUUUCUGACAGAGGAUUGCCCACAAUUUAUAAUUUUCAAUAAAAUCACUGAAGCUGGAGAUAAAUACCUUCAGUUGUAUUUUAGACAGCGCCCUCUUUUGGUCACAUUUUCCUGGUUUCCAUUUUGAGAGAAACCCAUAGCCAGUGGUAUUGGUGCUAAUAGUUAUAUAGAUGCUGUAAUUUUGAAUUGAUCAUGUUGAUUUUGAGGCUGAUUUAAGAGAUUUAAGCUGUUUCAGAUUCUGCCCAUAGCAUGCAAAUGAUAGGCAGAAAGCAAGUUCAGUUUGUUUCGAUAAAAUACAAAUAAUUCAGUAUUUCCAGUGCCAACCUCAUUUUUAUUUUAAAUAUCAAGCCACCAUUGAAGCGUCAACGUGUCAGUGAUAGCGUAAGUUUUCAGAGCAUAUUGGAAGAUGUUUAAUCGCAAAGUUACAUUUUAGAUCAAAGUUUUGUUGUUAUUAUGACAAUUUCCUUUGCAUAGUUCAAAUACCUGACAGAGGAAAACUAAAUUCCAAACUGUCCAAAUUAUGUAUCGCUAUUCAUCAGUAGUCUCCAUGUCCCCCAAUUAGGAGCAGUUUAUUGGUCAUCUAUUUCAUUAUUGUUUAACGCUGAUAACUUGCUCUGAAAACUGAAGUAAAAGGUACUCACAUAACGUCAGUGAUCGGGGAUUUCUUUAGCAUGUAGAUAAGGUCUGGAUAUAUUGGUAAUUUUCAUAGCCAAGACUUCUUUAGUCGGAGAUGGUUUGACAUUCCAUUAAAAAAUCUGAAUAGCUAGAGAGAGAAAGAGAAGCUUUUGAAAGAUUUGAUUUUUGUGUGGACCUGGGCAAGAGGUGCUUGGACCCUUGUGAUCUAUUGCUUGAAAGUGAACUUAAUAAACGCAAACUCUACAUGCCCAUGCGUAGAAUACUUUGAAGGCAAUCCAAGGAACAGACACUGUACACUUUGUGCAUGAGCAUUUAUGGAGAACAUGUUGAAGUAAGAUGGAACAGAAUGGAGAAUGAUUUGCCCUGAAUUCAACGUAUGAAUUAAAUGCUGAUAUAUGUAAAAGCAUUCUGGCAAAUUGUCACAGCAAACAAGAAUCUUAUACAGUGCACAGAAUAUACAAAUGCCAGUUGCAAAGUGAAAUAACCCUUGAUUGAUGACAUAACGAUUGACUUCUGAAAUGAGACCUAUUGACUGAUGAAAUGAUUACUAUUGACUGAUGAAAUAACUAUUGACCGAUUUUAAUCCCUUUGACUAUACAGGCGUAUGUACUGAUGACGUUAUGCUUGUUUGUAUGCAUGCCCCUUUUCCUGGGAAGUUUCAAAUCGGUCAUCCCCACUUGGCUCCCACAGAAAAGGGCACAUGUAAACAAAGCAAGUACAUGGGCCUAUUGGGUCAUAUAGAAAUGUACAAAGAAUGUACUCAAAUUUUGAGCAUUCCAUAGUUUUGCUCACACGUGUUCAGAAAGUAUUGUGCCCUGGCAUUUGAAUAUAUAACACUGUGGCCUGGAUGUAUCUCCAAGCUAUGUACCGGUAUCAUGGUGUCAAACAUCGAGAGAUGGUGUCUGAAAUGUUUUAAGAAUUGUUUUCUUUGUAUUUUUGAUAGUUUAACACUAGCUCUAAAAAUUUGACAAGGUAAAUUAACACUUAAAAAGAUGUGUGAGGAUGUAAAUGAUCAUGAACUGUUUAAUGAAGAAAUGUAAUUUUAUAUUAAUGCAAUGACAGUACUUUAAAAGUUAUAUUUUGUUGUGAAUGAACAGAUACAAAAAUCAAACCUAUGCAGCUUUUUGAGUCAACAAACCGAGAAUGUCAAGUAGUGUGGAAGUCAAACAAGAAUGAGGGUUGUCGCUGAUACUUUUUAUAUUCUGCAAUAAUCUUUGUUUUUAAAUUUGUGUUCCUUUGUUUUUUCAUGUUUGUCGCAUGUUGCAAUCAAAGUGUUGGUUGACCAGAAACGAUUUCUUCCAGUGAAAAUCCUACAAAAGAGUUGCAUUAAUACAUGAAAUGAACUCCAAUUUAGAGAGGCAAACUACACUAUUGGGAUUUCAGUAUGCCAAGCAACCCCCCCCAAUGGGUUCACAGGAAACUGUAGAUGCAGUUACUGGUUAGUUGUUCCAUAAGAAUAUUAUAAACAAAGUGUAAGCAACCUGUUUUCAGUUUCGUCAUAAACAUUUCAAACAAGUCCCGACAUAAACAAUACUGAAACUGAACAAAUCUACGGAAAAUGAACAAAUCUGAGCAUCAGUUUAUGGAAGAAUUUGUUUUCCCGAAAGAAAAAUGGCAGUGUUUUGCUGUGUAAAUGCUAUAACCAAUGUUGAGAAAGUUUGCCCACAGUAUAACCACAAUGGACAAUGUAAACCUAAAUGUUCACGUAACAUAUGCCAACAGUAUUAUAGACUGUGUAUAACUGCCAUACCAACUUUGUUUAUUGUAUGUCUAUGUAUCUCUAAACCCCCUAAAUUCUGCAAGACAACUAUUUCGCUCAUCUGUAAAUUGUGAAAAGUGAUGUGUGUUGUGUGGAGCAAUCAAAUACAUGUGUGUUACUCUGAAGCUCUUUUUGGUAGGUAAUUUAUGUACUGAAUUAUUUUUAUAUUACACACAAAUGUCAUUGGUGAGUACAUCAAAUAUGUUACAAAUACUGUGCCUAAUUUUUUUUUUCAUAAAUGAUUGAGCAGAAAAUAAACUACAUGUACUUUGAUAUCAUCAA
Acanthaster planci (crown-of-thorns starfish) is the source of this 14855-nucleotide messenger RNA. It is a transcript of the gene lyst, whose product is annotated as lysosomal trafficking regulator. Lineage: Eukaryota; Metazoa; Echinodermata; Asteroidea; Valvatida; Acanthasteridae. The record is from RefSeq and is a predicted model, not a curated record. Gene Ontology annotation, molecular function: protein binding.